AUGUCGAAUCCGGGUAAUUCGAAAUCUUUACGAAUUAAACUUCGCGAUCCGGUUGAAGGGGUGGAGAAAACUUUUGGUUCCGUGGGCAUGGAACGCGAGAAGGUAGUACGAUCGGGUGGAGAAAUCGGAUCUGCGGUAGGUGGAGCUCGAAAUUCCGUGCAGGUGGGUGGGGUAGGUGGUUCGGAUGGGUGUGCCGGCUCGAGCCGUGCUUCUAGCCAAUCAAAAACGUGUGAGGGCGCGCGCUCCGAGGUUAGAGAGAAGCCGAGCCGAGCCGUUGAAUUGGAAGCCGGGUCUGCGGCUGACGAGAGAGGAAUUGGGGCACGUGGUCCAGCGGGAGGAGGCCACGUGCGCGCCUCGGGUAGGGGAGAGAGAAGCAGCCGCCCACGUGGGCCAGCUGGUGGUGGGGGCGCGUCGGGAGUGGGCGAACGCGCGCGCGGGAUUGGCCCGUGUCCCGACGCGCGCGUGGUGGCAGUUGGAUUAGGAGGAGAUGACGCGCGCGCGCUGCCCAAUGAAGGGGCGCGUGCGCGCGCGUCGAUGGAGGGUGGUAGUGUAGGGGACGCGCGCGCGCUGCCCAAUGAGGACGCGCGUACGCGCGCGUCGCUGGGCGGUUUAAAGGCGCGUGAGCGCGCGUGUGUGGCUGGGAAAGAGCCACGUGGCCUUGUUUCACUGGAGGACGCGCGCGCGCAUGAGGAGGGCUGCCUUGGGGUUCCGUGCGCGCGUGAGGGCGCGUUAGGGCGUGGUUCUGAGCCCGGUUCGGGCAAAUUUGAAGGGCGAAUUUACGAGGGUGCUGAUUCGCGUGUUGUUUCAAACGGGGGAAGUUUUGGUCGGCGAGAGAUCAUUGAAUCUUGGAGUGACGAUGUAGAAACGAGUAUUCACGUUAGUGACCAAGUGGAUGGAGUUGUGGCUAGUAGGCGUUAUUCUCGACGUCAAAUCGUGGAUUUUGGGAGCGAUAGUGAUGAUUCUAACCACGUUCCUUUGGUGAGUGAUCAUGCGGCGCCAAAAUGA
Messenger RNA from Erythranthe guttata (spotted monkey flower), 1005 nucleotides. The record is from RefSeq and is a predicted model, not a curated record. NCBI's taxonomy places the organism in Eukaryota, Viridiplantae, Streptophyta, Magnoliopsida, Lamiales, Phrymaceae.